AUGACUGGUGGAUCCUGGCAACUGAAAGGCGAGGCCAAGCGCCAGUCAAUUCUGAACGCCAUCCCGACGAAAUGGCGACUAACACAUCCUGUCCCUCCCGCUACAGAGCUACGCGAUGUCACAGGGGAUUAUAUCCGACAAUACCUCACCGAGCGUGAAAUUGAGAUCACAGAGACAGAUGCUGUAGACAUUGUGGCGCAGACAUCUACCGGUCGCUGGUCAGCUCUGGAAGUGACAGAAGCCUUCUGUCACCGAGCUGCACUUGCUCACCAACUCGUCUACUGUCUACAUGAAGUAUUUUUCGAAGCAGCAAUUGAAGAUGCCAAAGAACAAGACGAAUACUUCGCAAAGCAUAAAACCCCGAUAGGACCCCUGCACGGCCUACCAGUGAGCCUAAAAGACCAGUUUCACGUGAAAGGCGUCGAAACCACAAUGGGCUACGUAGGCUGGAUAAACACCUUCGAAGGGCAACAGGACGACCCCCGCAACGGCACAGAAGAAAGCGAACUCGUCCGCGAACUACGCAAUCUCGGCGCAGUCUUAUACUGCAAGACCAGCGUGCCAGCCACUCUAAUGGCCGGCGAAACCAUCAACAACAUCAUCGGCUACACCUGGAACCCCAAGAACCGCCUGCUGUCCUGCGGUGGCAGCUCUGGUGGCGAGGCUGCCUUGAUUGCCCUCCGCGGGUCGCCUGCUGGCUUUGGCACUGAUAUCGGGGGCAGUAUACGCAUCCCUGCUGGUUUCAAUUUCCUCUAUGGCAUUCGUCCUUCGGCGGGCAGGAUUCCUUACCAGGGCGCUGCAAACUCAAUGGAUGGCCAGGGCACUAUCUUGUCCGUUAUUGGGCCGAUUGCACCCAGUGCGAGGUCUUUGACGCUCUUGUUCAAGGCUGUUCUUGGACAGGAGCCAUGGCUGUAUGAUCCGCUUGCGCUGGAGCUGCCGUGGCGGGAUGAGAUUGUUCAGGAGACCAGGGCGUUGAUUGAGAACGCUCGGACUGGAGCAUCGACGCUUGCGUUCGGCAUUAUGAAGUAUGAUGGUGUAGCCCUUAUUCAUCCGCCUAUUGCACGGGGGCUCAGGGUUGUCGAGAGAACGCUGCAGCGGUUGGGUCAUCGCGUCAUUGAGUGGAAGCCUCCUUCUCACGCUGUUGCAGUUGAACUACUUGGCAAAAUAUUCAACAUGGAUGGCGGCGCAGACUUGAACUAUCAUAUCGGGUUAUCUGGAGAAACUCGAGCUCCGCAAGUAAUUGGUACCGAAAAUGGCGUUCAAAUGACAGCAUCUGAGAUUUCGGCGCUCAAUGUUGCAAAGCGUGAGUAUCAGAAACAAUACAUGGACUACUGGCAUAGUACAGCCGAGUUGACAGGCACGGGACGCCCUGUUGAUGGGCUCUUCUGCCCAUUGGCACCUCAUGCGGCAGUCAUUCCCAACGAAUUUGACGAUGUGGGAUAUACCGGAUUUGUGAAUGUGCUUGACUACACUAGUCUCGCGAUUCCAGUUACAUUUGCGGAUAAGAAGGUCGAUGUGCGAUUGGCUAAUGAUUCUGUGAAUGAUUCUGAAGGCAUUCAGUGGGAUUAUAAUGCCGAUGCCUAUGACGGGGCCCCAGUGGGAGUGCAAUUGGUAGGCAGGAGGUUGCAAGAAGAGAAGAUGUUGACACUAGCUGAGUAUUUGGGCAAAGAGAUUGCUCAAGAUACGGAAGAGAGAGCCUGA
Penicillium expansum is the source of this 1701-nucleotide messenger RNA. RefSeq names its product putative general amidase GmdA (gene gmdA). The record is from RefSeq and is a predicted model, not a curated record. The coding region runs from base 1 to 1701 and encodes 566 amino acids. The transcript is spliced from 4 exons. NCBI's taxonomy places the organism in Eukaryota, Fungi, Ascomycota, Eurotiomycetes, Eurotiales, Aspergillaceae.